AUGUCUAACAACAAGAUCGCGAAAGUCCCCUCGCGGCUUCCAGCUCCCGCGCUCUUCGUCGGGCCGCCUUCUCACAAUGCGUCUGCUACAUCUCUGCUUCCCGGCACAGGGGCAGAUAAACCCUCACGGGUGCCUCUGACCCGGCAACGCUCUUUGUUGUCGCCAGACGGAAAGCGACCGCCUCCGCCGCUCUCGUCUACCUCCGCCUACGACGGCGACCCUCUCAAACUCUCCUCGUCGAACCCCAAUGCGCCCUUUGUCCGCCAUCAGAGGCAACAGAACGAAGCUGCAGAUGCCGAAGCGUCAUCGCGCGCCGAGGCAAUAUGGGCAGAGAUGCAGAACACGCUUGAGGAGGUGGAGCUGAGCGCCAUUAAAGGACCAGGCAUGACCGUGUUCGGUAGCGAGCACAGCCGCGCUCUUGAAGAUCUCCGGAGAGCACAGAUAGACCUUGCGAAAGCGUGGGCGCGGUCUGAGGCCGAAGAGUUAGACCAGUCCUCCGAGGAUCGUAAGACCGCGGGCGUCACCAACACUGAUGUAGCUGACCUUCUCAACAUCCCCGAACGCUCCAUGGAGAAAUCCAAUCAGGGCUCACCGAAGGCGGGUAGCAAUUCUGGCGGCACAUUCGAGAAGAGCAAGCUCGAGGAAGAAACAGAGAAAGACAUUGAGCUCAGCAGGAAGAGGAGAGAGGCGAACGACCGGUACUUCGAGAAGGUGAAUCGAGGAGUGCUGGAGGUGGUCAACAAGCUUGAGGAGGUUGCGAAAGCGAUGAAGACCGUCGAAAGUGAGAGCAAGGAGAUCUGGAGCGACAAUCAGAGUGCGGAGACCGCAAGUACGACAGCGCCAAGCGUGACAUGA
This is a messenger RNA of Paraphaeosphaeria sporulosa, 855 nucleotides long. RefSeq lists its product as uncharacterized. Lineage: Eukaryota; Fungi; Ascomycota; Dothideomycetes; Pleosporales; Didymosphaeriaceae. The record is from RefSeq and is a predicted model, not a curated record. The transcript has a single exon. Bases 1 to 855 code for a protein of 284 amino acids.